Molecule: messenger RNA, 1230 nt
Organism: Diversispora eburnea
Lineage: Eukaryota; Fungi; Glomeromycota; Glomeromycetes; Diversisporales; Diversisporaceae
Source: the annotation of a GenBank genome assembly
AUGUUGGGAAUUGGUCGCACUCAUUUGGAAAACGUCAGAAAUCAUCUAGCAACGAAUGGUAUAAUACCGCGCGUUCAUGGUAACAUAAAACGAGUGCCACGAUGGAAAACCAAAAUAACCAUUGACAUAACCAUUGCUACUUCCGUGAAGAAUUUUCUCGAAAACUAUGCUGAAAUUCAUGGACUACCAAGUCCUGGUAGAAACGUCAAUCGCAUUACUCAAUCGCUUACGCUUUUACCAGGCGAAACUAGUUACAAAUUGGUCUAUUGUGAUUUUAUUGCAGGUCCCGAAAACGAUAGCACUCCACGAACGGAUUUAUGUGAUACGUGCCAACAUUUUCGGAACGGCUUACAGUAUAAUGCUCGUAAGGAAGAAGAAGCGAAAGAUUUAUUAAAAAAGUACAAAGAACAUUUAGUUAAGGCUAAAUUAGAAAGAAAUUAUUUCAACAAAAAUACGAAAUUAGCAGAACAACAGAGAAAAUUGGUAGAUGAGCAUUUUAUAACAAGAAGUAAAGCUGAUUAUUGUAGCAUUGAUGCUACUGCUCAUUACAUGCAUUUAUUUGGUAUUCAAGAUGAAGCAGUACGCGAACAAAUUAAUUACGUUCUUGAUGAAGACGAAAUUAUAAGAAAAAGUCCUAAUGGCACACUAAGCAUAGUAUUCGAUGGGAUUAAGAGAUUAAAUAGAGUAAUUUGCGGCUAUUAUGAAAGUAUCGAGUUAAAUUUUAUGGUACCUGGACAAACUAAAUUCAAGUGUGAUGGUAGUUUUGGAUUGAUUAAGAAACUCUAUAGAAAGACAACCGUAGAUUGUGUGGAUCAUAUUGUUGAAGUUGUAAAAAGAUCGAGUACAGCAGGAUUAAACAAAGCCCAGUGUUAUGGCAAUGGAAAAGGUUUUCAAUACUUAGAUCUGAAUUCCGUAUUAGGGAUUUUCUUUAAAAAACUGAAUGGUUUGCAAAAAUAUCAGCAUUUUUUCUUUGAAAUAACUCAACCUGGAAUUAUCAAAGCGCAGAUGGUUGCUAAUGGUGUUUUUAUUGAAUUUAAUUUAUUGAAAACCAGAAAGGUAAGUGUUUCUGAAAUUAUCAAAGAAAUUAAAUCUUUCUCCAUUUUAAUAGUAACUCCUCCUCCAUUAGAUUACAAAAGACAAGAGUAUCUUUAUCAUAAUAUUCGUCCAUUUGUUAGAGAUGAAUUUAAAGAUAUUACUUGUCCUAGACCAAUUCAUAAUGAUAAUGAAUAA